Sebastes umbrosus (honeycomb rockfish) is the source of this 1154-nucleotide messenger RNA. RefSeq names its product putative methyltransferase DDB_G0268948. The transcript has 6 exons. The coding region runs from base 206 to 1033 and encodes 275 amino acids. Gene Ontology annotation, molecular function: S-adenosylmethionine-dependent methyltransferase activity. The record is from RefSeq and is a predicted model, not a curated record. Lineage: Eukaryota; Metazoa; Chordata; Actinopteri; Perciformes; Sebastidae.
UGUUUCCCCUUUUGUGUGUGUGUGUGUGUGUGUGUGUGUGUGUGUGUGUGUGUGUAUCUGACUGCCGGCAGAAAGGAAUACAGUCUUUUCAGUGCGGAAGUUAGUUCCUCUUAUUCAAUGAAAAAUAGAUGAAAUAGAUUGCUUUAAACUCUUUUUUUUUUACACUCGUGCUUGAUGAGCUGUUGAGAGAGGGAUCAACUGGCUAAUGGCUUACCGCCUGUUUGAAGGCAAGAAGCAUGCUUCUUCCUACUGGAAGUACAGGAUCUGUCCAUCCGAUCAGCUAAUGCAACAGGUGCUUGACUUCCUGGAAAAACAGAAAGGUCAUCCCUUUGAGCUGGCAGUGGAUGUUGGCUGCGGCUCAGGACAGGGCACAGUGCUGCUGGCCAAACACUUUGCCUCCGUGGUGGGGACAGAUGUUAGUCCUGCCCAGGUGGAAGUGGCUUUGCAGCAUGCCAAAGAGCCAAACAUCACGUAUAGACAGUGUGUGGCCGAGGAGCUGCCGUUCGCCGACAGCUCGGUGGACUUGAUGACGGCCAUGUCGGCCUUCCACUGGUUCGACCGACCGCGCUUUCUCCGUGAGGCCCACAGAGUCCUGAAGCCCCGUGGCUGCUUGGCUCUGCUCAACUACACCAUCGACAUGCAGCUCAGCUACCCUGACUGCUGCUCACACACACUCAACCAAGUCUGCAAAGAGUUCUAUGCAGCCUUGCAGCCUUACCGCAGUCCCAACCUCGGUGCCAGCUCUAUUGACUUAUACCAGGAGGCCUAUGAGUCCAUCCCGUACCCUGACAAGGAGUGGCAAGAGUGUGUGUGGGUGAAAAGGCCCAUGCCUCUGUCCAGCUACAUGGGGUUGGUGGAGUCUUUCUCGAGCUAUCAGGCUCUGCUGAGAGAGGACCCGCAGAAAGCCACCACACUCUCCCAGGACAUCUGUCAAAGGUUGAUGUCCGUAAUGAGGGUGACCUCUGUGGAGACGGAGGUGGUGGUGGCUGUGAAGUAUUUUUACCUUCUGGCCUGCAAGCCACAGGAAGCCUGACUCCUGCCAGCAACUCACAGCUUCAACAAAGUCAUGAAGACACUUUUCUGUGUGAAAGUUUCCUCUCUGAUAAGUUAGUGUCUUAGAUGCUUGUUAAUUAUGUAUAAACUUGAACUCUCUG